CGCCGUGUGCCCGCUUCUUGGGGACGCCGUGUGCGUCUAAGGCGCCGGCCGUGGUCGCGGGGUGGGCUGAGUUCUUCGCCUCCUUUUAGCCUGAGAUCUGCCCGCUUUUCAGGCGUUGCUUUUGAAGAUCUCAGAGAGGCCCUUAAAACAAGACUGCAAAUGGUGUGUGUAUUUAUCAUGAACCGAAUAAAUUCCCCGAGCAGUGGCUUCACUCAACGCAGGCGGAUGGCUCUUGGGAUCGUUAUUCUCCUGCUGGUUGAUGUGAUCUGGGUUGCUUCCUCAGAACUCACUUCGUAUGUUUUCACGCAGUACAACAAACCAUUUUUCAGCACCUUUGCAAAAACAUCUAUGUUUGUUCUGUACCUUUUGGGCUUUGUUAUUUGGAAGCCAUGGAGGCAGCAGUGCACAAGAAGAUUUCGAGGAAAGCAUGCUGCUUUUUUUGCAGAUGCUGAAAAUUACUUCGCUGCAUGCACAACAGACACAACUAUGACUAGUUCUUUGAGCGAACCACUGUAUGUUCCUGUGAAAUUUCAUGACCUUCCAACUGAAAAAACUGAGAGCACAAACAUUGAUACUGAAAAAACUCCCAAAAAGUCUCGAGUAAGGUUUAGUAAUAUCAUGGAGAUUCGACAGCUUCCAUCAAGCCAUGCAUUAGAAGCCAAGCUGUCUCGCAUGUCCUAUCCUACUGUGAAAGACCAAGAGUCCAUAUUGAAAACAGUGGGCAAACUGACUGCCACUCAAGUAGCAAAAAUUAGCUUUUUUUUUUGCUUUGUGUGGUUUUUGGCAAACUUGUCAUAUCAAGAAGCACUUUCAGACACACAGGUGGCUAUUGUGAAUAUUUUGUCUUCAACUUCUGGACUUUUUACUUUAAUCCUUGCCGCAGUGUUUCCAAGUAACAGUGGAGAUAGAUUUACACUCUCUAAGCUACUAGCUGUAAUCUUAAGCAUUGGGGGUGUUGUGCUUGUUAACCUGUCAGGGUCUGAAAAGUCUGCUGGAAGAGAUAUGACCGGUUCUAUUUGGUCUCUUGCUGGGGCCAUGCUGUAUGCUGUGUACAUUGUCAUGAUUAAAAGAAAAGUAGACCGAGAAGAUAAGUUGGAUAUUCCGAUGUUCUUUGGUUUUGUAGGUCUAUUUAACCUGCUACUCUUGUGGCCAGGUUUCUUUUUACUUCAUUAUACUGGAUUUGAGGACUUCGAGUUCCCUAAUAAAGUGGUGUUAAUGUGCAUUAUCAUUAAUGGCCUUAUUGGAACGGUUCUUUCAGAGUUCCUGUGGUUGUGGGGCUGCUUUCUUACCUCAUCCCUGAUAGGCACCCUUGCCCUGAGCCUUACAAUACCUCUGUCCAUAAUUGCAGAUAUGUGUAUGCAAAAGGUGCAGUUUUCUUGGCUCUUUUUUGCAGGCGCUAUCCCUGUGUUUGUUUCAUUCUUUAUUGCAACUCUCUUGUGCCAUUAUAAUAAUUGGGAUCCUGUGAUGGUAGGAAUCAGAAGAAUUUUUGCCUUUAUAUGCAGAAAACAUAGACUACAGAGAGCUCCAGAGGACAGUGAGCAGUGUGAGAGUCUCAUUCCGCUGCAUGGGGUUUCUCAGGAGGAUGCAGCUAGUUAGCUGUUGUCUGCACUUCAGCCUGGUGAUGGGAUAUUACAGCGAAGAG
Molecule: messenger RNA, 1642 nt
Organism: Octodon degus (degu)
Lineage: Eukaryota; Metazoa; Chordata; Mammalia; Rodentia; Octodontidae
Gene: Slc35f5
Product: solute carrier family 35 member F5
Exons: 16
Biological process (GO): regulation of peptide transport
Cellular component (GO): membrane
Source: RefSeq, a predicted model, not a curated record